UGUCGUAUCCAUCUUACUAUAUAGUAGACAGGACUCGACUAUUCCAUCAUUAUAUUCGCACCCUGCUUAUGUGUGCGAACAAAUCGUUCGUCUCCUGUUUGAUGCUCAGUUUUCAACGGAGUUGAAGGGAAACUUUAUAAGAGAAAGGAAGUUACGGAUUGUCUCAAAGUGAUAAACGAAAAUUCUCGUAACUAUCGAAAAACGAUAGUCAAUACAAGGAUAUCAUUAUCACAUUUAAAACUAUCACAAUGAACGGUGAUUCGUCGCAGCAAGGUACCACGAAUAAGAUAUCUCAAUCUAAAGAGGAGGAGAGUCAUACUUCGGAACGUAAUCGGGACAUAUUGUACCUUAAUGUGAUUAUUAUUGUGAUUAUUGUGAUUAGUGUGAUUAUUUGGUACACAAUGGAUAUGUUGGCAUUAGCGAUGUAUUAAUCCGGGAAGCUCGUCUAUCUCGGAAAUAUCGAGUCUGGGACAACGUCAAUUUGGAAAUUAUUCUUAGAGAAUAUGAAAAUUAUUACAAGAUAAAAUUCCAAAAAUAUCCUAUAUUGUGUAAGAAAAUAACUGAAAAGGAAAUAAAGACGAGGGAAAUGACAAAUGCGAACAAAGUCAAACAAACGAGAAGUGAGUCUGUAUCUGGGUCUGUCGAAGGGAGGAAUGCACAACAGAAGAUGAGGGGUGAUGCUACCGAUGAUAUUAAUCUUGCAAUGACAGUGACAACAAUUUCUGCCAAUGAAAACGAUGGAUCUUCAUCAGAAGAGCUUCAUCAAAGAGCUUCAUUUAACGUCUCAAUGGAACAAUCCAGGCAAUCAAAGAUAUCAAAAUGUGCUCGGGACCUUUAUAUAGACAAUCCAGAAUUGCAGAAGAUUGCUCAAGACAUUUUAUCUGAAAUCAUACUGAAAGAAUUAAAUGUAUAUUGGGACAACAUUGCAGGCCUAGAGGAAUGUAAAUCUGCCAUUAAGGAUGCCAUUGUGUAUCCCCUUAAAUACCCUAUCUUUUUUAAAGGCCCAUUUGCUCCCUGUAAAAGUAUUCUGCUAUAUGGACCACCUGGUACAGGGAAGACGAUGUUGGCGAAGGCAGUCGCAACAGAAUGCCAAUGCACCUUUUUUAACGUAACGACCAGCUCAUUGGUGGACAAAUGGAGAGGUGAUUCCAAGAAGUAUAUCCGUGUUUUAUUUGAACUUGCCUAUAAUAAUUCGCCUACAAUUAUUUUUAUCGACGAGAUUGACUGCAUAGGAACAAAUAAAGGAGUAAAGUAUACAUUGUCUGAAUCUGCAAAGACAUUCAGAUCAGAACUUCUUUUUAGAUUGGAUAGAUUAGUAAUUAACAAAAAUUCUGAUGUAGUUCUUUUGGCCGCAACUAAUUGCCCUUGGGAUAUUGAUGCAACUUUACGCAGACGCCUUGAAAAGAAUAUAUACGUAUCAUUACCAAACGAAGUUACUCGAUUUUAUAUGUUCAAAUUAUACCUUAGCAACCGAUUAUUAGAGAAUAUGGAUAUUGUGAGUCACAUAAUAAAAUCUACUGAAAAAUAUUCUUGUGCUGAUAUAAAAUUGCUUUGUACGCAAGCAUGGCUGCUAGAAAUGAAUCCAAUGUUUAAAAGACUUGAAAAAGGAGAAACAUCUACUACGACUUUGAAAUAUGAAUUAAAGAAUUAUAAAAUAAUAGCAAAAUUGUUAAAAAAAAUGUCACCUACAGUUACGAAUGUGGAUAGAUAUGAAGCGUGGAAAAAAUAUGUAUGCCAAAACAAGAUAUUUUAAAAAAUAUAAAAAUAUAAAAAUAUAAAAAUAUAAAAAUAUAAAUGGUUAUAAAUUAUUAAUAUAAUUAUCGUUCGAAAAAUUGUUCGCGUGCGUGCACGUAUGUGUGCGCACGCACUAUAAACAAGUUUUAAAUGUCUUUCUACAUAUAUACGUGGUAUACAUAUUCCCUAUAUAAUAUAAUAUAUAUAAUAUAUAUAAUGUAAUAUAAUAUAUAAUAUGUGUAAUCUGAGUGGUAAUAUAGCCAUGUAUUAAAUAUUAUUUAAAUAUUAUUAUUAACGCAUGUAUGGACUCAGAACACAUAUAUGCGUUUUUUGCAAGUAUUCCGCAUGGCCUAACGACAGAUAUACGCGUUUGUCGAUUUUUCCGACCAAGUAGAAGUAAUACUAUUACAUUUAUGAUACAUUUAUGAUACAGAUACUGAUACAUUUAUGUGAGGACAGUCGCAUGUAAUUAUCGAGAAGAAAAUGUGUUGUUUGUGUGAAAAAUAAGAGAAUGCAGAAAGUGCGAUGUCGGAUUAUAUAUCGAUAAUUGUCUUGAAAUUUUUCUCAUACAACUGAAUUAUUAGCCAAAUUCUGUUGUAAAUUCUAAAUGUUUAUUGUAAAUUUCAAUAUUUAAAAUAA
Bombus terrestris (buff-tailed bumblebee) is the source of this 2373-nucleotide messenger RNA. RefSeq names its product katanin p60 ATPase-containing subunit A-like 2. Bases 587 to 1753 code for a protein of 388 amino acids. Gene Ontology annotation, molecular function: ATP binding; ATP hydrolysis activity. NCBI's taxonomy places the organism in Eukaryota, Metazoa, Arthropoda, Insecta, Hymenoptera, Apidae. The transcript is spliced from 8 exons. The record is from RefSeq and is a predicted model, not a curated record.